Lytechinus variegatus (green sea urchin) is the source of this 4820-nucleotide messenger RNA. RefSeq lists its product as uncharacterized. The coding region runs from base 3222 to 4820 and encodes 532 amino acids. The transcript has 5 exons. Lineage: Eukaryota; Metazoa; Echinodermata; Echinoidea; Temnopleuroida; Toxopneustidae. The record is from RefSeq and is a predicted model, not a curated record.
UCAAGUAGGCCAGGGCCUUUUCUACUACAACAGGAGUCUUUGUCCUUGAUACAAACGUCAAGGGAGGGAUAAACAAUCAUUACCCCUGUCUGGAAAAACACAGUUUAUGUAAGAAAGUACUAAACUGUGAUUGGUCAGGAAGAGUUUCUCUUUACAAAACUUUAGUUCAUUUCCAGACACUUAUGUAAGAUAGCCCUAUAGUAUCAUUGGCCAAGAGUGGUUAUUCUUUGUAACUCAUUGUAUCCAUCUUCAGACAAGGAACAACUUAACUUAUGUAAGGAACUCCUAUGAUAUGAUUGGUCCAAAGAAGUUUUGUUAUGUAUUUCUUUAAAGACGCCUCCCGAUGCUUAUGUAAGGUGGUCCUGUUAGAUGAUUGGUUCCAAGUAGUUUCUUUAUGUAUCCCUUUAUACCCACCCCAAGAUAAGGAAUAAUAUAACUUAUAUAAGUCAGUCCUGGGUCUUGAUUGGCUAGAGUAGUUUAUGUAAUUUCGGACAAGGAGAAACAUAGGGUAGAGAAUUCUCUAUGUAUUGCUUUAUAUAUUUUUAUGUAACAGUGGGUUAUAUUUAUGUAACGGUACGUUAUAAAUAGUGGAAGGAAAGUGACUUUUAGUCAGAAGAUAGUAUAGCUACGAAAGAGAGGGAGACGUAUGUCUCAGAGCUGGUAUUUUAUUGCGCUUGUGUUGAAAUAUAUACACAUGUGUGUUGAAGAUUCAUCUUGAAGUCUUGAACCUGUAAUAAAAUCAACUUCUUCUCGCAAGUUUUUAGUGACGGGGUAUUUCUUUGCGUCAAGGCGAGAAUAUACUUCAGCUUGGUUUCGUGACAUUUUGGUGGCAGCGGUGGGAUCGAAAAAUUUCCCACAGAACAGUUUCGUCGAAAAGUCUGAUUAAAAGGCAGUGCCAAGAGCUAACGGAUCUGGUAGGCCAAUGUUCGGUGACAACGAGUAACUAGAAACAAGGAUUGUGAGAACGAGAAUUGCUCGCAGGGAUAAUUAGUUCAGCAACCUGAGAAGCUUCUAUUCAGUGCAGCAUCCAGCAGGCUUAUACUACAGUUAUUUGCAAAGCCUAUUCAGAGACGCUUUAGCAGAGUUAUCAGAUUUACAAAGGUCUGGAAUGAGAACUUGGUUGUCUGGUGCUAUUCAACAAAUGAGAGCAGUAAGCUAACAAGUAGCAGUUCAAGGGCUUCUAAAGAAAGCAGACCUGGAUGAGAAGGCACAACUGGGAGUGGAAGCAAGACUAACUGUGGCAGACCGUCCAUGGGCAGACUGAGGACAGAUGACAGAUUGAGAGGCUCGUAAAAAGGCUGACCAAGAGCAGACAGUGCUGGACAGAUCAAGACGGAGCUUCAAGUCCAAAAGAGUCAAGGCCAAUUCAGGACACUGGAAGAAAGGGUAAGUGAGCUCUUAGUAAGACAGUGAGCAAGGCAGAGUUAGGCAUCAGAAAGAUAUUAGUAGAUUAUUAUUUGAAAUAUUACAUGGUGAUUAUUUCAUUUAGAUUACAAUGAUGAGUGAUGUAUCUAAUUUAUCGCAGCUUAGGGUUAAGAGAUUAAGAGAAAUGUGUGAAGAACGGGGGUUGCCAUUUGAAGGUUUGAAUAAGGAUGGAUUAGUACGGGCACUAAGCGAAAAUGUGUCAGAUUCUAAUCCCCUCAAUAUUGAAGACAAUGAUGUUAGUGCAGCUAAAGCACUAAAUUUGCAGGGACAGCGCGAAAGGGGAAAUGCGCAGUAUAUGGGGGUCAAGCCAACACUACCCAAAUUUGUCGAAGGGGAAGAUAUUGAUGUUUUUCUUCGUACAUUUGAAAAUUUGGCUAAAUUAUAUCAGUGGCCAGAGGAAAUUUGGGCAUGUCAAUUGGUCCCACUACUCUCAGGUAAGGCAAGAGAGGCAAUUCCCAGGUAAAUUCCCAACCAAGUACAUGAGCCCUGAGCAACAGACCAAUCAUUGCUCUCUGUUCCUCAGGGCUCGUGAGGAACAGACCAAUCGGAUUGCUAUGUUGAAAAAUCACUGAAAUUUCCGUCUCUUCACCUCUCUUCAACAGACCAAUCACUACCUCUCGUUGAUCAGCUCGCUGAGUCUACGUCACUGACAAUUAUGAAUAUUCAUGUCUUCGGCGGACUCUUCGAAUUCGUUCUCAAAUCCAGCAUUGUUUUCUCGAUGAAUUCACCCUUUUCUGGACUUUCUAUAUUUUUUUACAUAUGGACGUGAAAAUUGGGAUCAUUCCUCGUGUGUAUGGUGAGUAGAAACGUAUGAGUUGCUAUAUUUUUUGAAAAACGAGAUGAAAUGAAUGCCCCGCAGAAUUGUGCGGAAGCUCCACGGAGCCAGCCUGCAACUCUCCCGGUCAGAUCGUUUGGGUUUCCGCGGGUGUUUAAGGAGUAGAUUCAGCUUGAUUGCAAGUGAUUUACGAGUGAUAUCGCUUUUAAUAUGGCUUGUGGAUUAAAAAGAAACAUUCCUGGUACAUUAUGACUCAUUAUGAUGUGUGUUACAACCCCCAUGUUCAUGAAAAUUUGCUGUAAACAAGAUAAAAAGAGGCUCCUCAGAAAUGUACAGAAGCUCCACGAGGCCAGCCCACUACACUCCCGGUCAAAUUGUUUGAGUUUCCGCAUGUGUUCACAAUAUAGUGUCACUCCCCCCCCCCUUUCAUGUAAAUGUGUGUGUACUGUACUGUAGUUCAGCCUAAUUACAAUACAUGAAUUUAUAACAGUAACAUGGCAGAAAAAAGGGGGUUGAGGUGGGCAAAUGAAGAAUGUAACAGUGUGCAAACAUUGUUUAUUUUUCAACUGCAGAAAUGUUGAAGCUACGUUAUGGAGCUGCCUUCAGGUCAUUGGCACUGCAAGAUUUGUCACAAAAAGUGCAGUACCAGUUCAAAUUUGAAUCGGCACUUGAAGACCCAUGAAACCAAGGCCUUCAAGUGUGAGCGAUGUGGCAAGUUAUUCACGUUGAAGCAGCACCUUGACAUUCAUGUGAAAAAGCAUCAGAGACAAGACCAAACCCCAACCAUUCGCCUUUAUAAGCCGGGGGAAGCCCUGCUCAAACCAAGUCCUGCUGCCAAGAGCUAUGAAAAAUUGCCAAAGUGGAGAAGAUAAUUGUUGACAAGGUCUGGUGCGACCCGGUAAGUGCUGAGGCCCUGGCAAGGAGCAAGGCUGGUGAAGCUUGGAGGGGUGAGGUGCAUCUCACCUUUGGAAAGUACCUCAACAAAACGUUCAAAUGGCUAAUUGAAAAUGAUGUGGGAUGGAUGAAGUUCAUCCUUGUCGAGCAUGGCAUCAAGAAAGAUACAAACCCACUCAUGCUGUGGUUGAAGUCAACUCUUUGGGAGUAUGCGGACCAGUUUCCACAAGUUAUGUGUCACGUACACUCUGUUCUCAAGAAGACAAAGUCCCAACAGCCACCCAAAGCCAAGGAGCUGCCCAAGUCUAAAACACCUCCAACUCUCCAGGAGUCCUCCAAGCCUUUGGAGCCGCUGAUGCCUCAGGAGCCUCUCAAGGGAAAAAUUGAGGAGAUAGAUGACAUGCACUGGGACUUCGCAGAUGACCAGGAGCUAUUGGACAUGGCAGAUACCCUUGUUUCAUCUUCUGAGCUGGGUGUUAAAGCACAUUUGACAACAGCUGGGGAUCUGCUGAAAGUUAGCCAGCACAGCCAGGAGAGCAGCAGUAAUCCAGGACUGGAGGGAUGGCAGAAGUCGUGGGAGGAGCCUCCACCCAACACUCAACCGAUGUUCAAGCCAAACAUCCACUGGCUGAAAAACGAUCUGGUGUAUGGGCUCUAUACCAAACAGGGAUCAAAGAAGGUUCUGAAGCCCAUAAUGAACUUCAGCCCACCGCCACUCAUCAGUCAGAUCCAAGGUGCACUUCCACCGAUGCUGUCUUUCUUCACCACUACAGCAUUCUUCUGGAGGCCAGUAGGGGUGAUGCAGCUGAAAGUCCCUUGCCCCAACCGAGACUGCCCAGCACAACCAGGCUACAGCCUUAUCCGCCACGGAUAUGGGAGUAUCGCUCGGACUGUGUAUGGGAUAAGAUUCCCGUACACGUUACUAACAGAGCGCCUCAGUUGUAACCACUGCAAGGACAAGCGCAAGUCUGCUGGCGAUGAUGACAAACGGCAAUACUCUUGGAAUGCGUCAAGUCUCAGCAUCCUGCAACAGCUAGCCCCUGCAGUGAAGAGCAUGUUUCCAGCAGUCAUUGUAGGGAAACGGGCCAUUGACAAGGAAGUCGUCACCCUCCAUAGCGACCGGGUCAACUCUAUCUCAAUGACCAAAGUGUACCGAGUACUUGAGAUGGGCCACAGUAAAUGGUAUGCAGAGAGGAGGGAUUUGUACCAGACACUGCUGUUCAAGGCUCACUCUGCAGACACCUCAGAGGCAUCUCAGCGAGGAAUCCUCUCCUUCAUCAAGGCUCCAGGCUCCUACAUGCCCCCUAUCUCACAGUCAGUGCUCCCUUCCCCACGGACUCUCUGCCGUGCCCAUAUGAUCAUGGAGAUGGAGAGGAUGUCUGUCUACCGCCAGAGCAUCCUUAGUGUCACUGGAGAAAUUUUGUGCAUUGAUGGAACCAAACAGAUCCUGAAGAAGGUAUAUGGUGAUGGCCAGGAUACCAUGCAUUUCUUGACAAGCAUUCUUAAUGAGUGGGGGCAAUUCGUCACAGCAGUGGUGGUUGCUUCUGAGUCGGAGGAGUGCUACCAACGGAUGGCUCGCGGUCUAUGUUCGAGAUUCCGCCGUGCUAAUGCCCCAGCCCCUAAAGUGAUGUACACAGACAAUAACUGCUGCAGGGAUGGUGGUACUUCGUGGAUGGAGUCUUUGUUCCAGGACUGGGUACGGGAUGGCAUGCUAUGCUGGCUAUGA